AUGGGCCAUUUCCCUGGGCCAAAGUUCUAUGCCUUUACGCGCCUACCGUACCUCACUGCCAUGGCGAAAGGUGAACUACCACGACACGUUGCCCAGCUCCACGCGCAAUACGGAGAAGUAGUGCGCCUCGCGCCUGAUGAACUCAGCUUCACCAAUCCAAAAGCUUGGCGCGACAUCUACGGCUAUGGGUCGAAGGAAGGCCCAGGCUCGGCGCCGCCCAAAAAUUGGAAUCGCCGGGGAAGUUCUCCUAAUGGAGCCAACUCACUUGUCGCAGAGCAAGACAAUGCCGAGCAUGCACGGAUUCGCAGAAUUUUCUCUCCCGCGUUCUCUGACCGAGCGCUCGUACAGCAGUCACCAUUAUUCAUCAAGUACGCUGAUCAACUUAUCCGCAACUUGAGAGAAAGUGUCCAGGCGAACGCGGUCGAUAUCGUCCAGAUGUACAACUUCACCACUUUCGACAUCAUGGCCGACCUAACAUUUGGCGAAUCUCUACACCUGCUCGAUAACGCAGAGUACAACACCUGGACUCAGGUCAUCUUUAAAAGCAUCAAGCGCGGUACGCUAAUGACCAUCUUCUUCUACUACCCGCUCGCCAAGUUUAUGCUAUUUACAUUGUUGGGUAAGAAGAUUGCGACAUUUCGGAGGGAGCAUCACAACUACACUGUCGAAAGGGUCACUAAGCGACUUGAAAAGGGACGAGUAUUCGAGGGCGUCGAUCUGUGGGACCUGGUUCUCCAACAAGAAGACAAGGGUAAAGCGGGCCUGACCCGCCCUGUCAUGGACAUGAACGGCGAGUUAUUCAUGUUAGCUGGCACGGAAACGACGGCGACGUUGCUCAGUGGACUCACCUACUUGCUUCUGGCGCACCCUGAAGUGAUGGCGAAGCUUGUGGAUGAGAUUCGGACGGAAUUUAACUCAUCAGACGACAUAAGUAUGGAAAUCACCGCUGGUUUACCAUACCUGAAUGCGUGCAUCAAGGAAGCGUUCAGACACUAUCCUCCUGUACCGAUUGGUUUGCCACAUCUCACUCCUGCUGAAGGUUCGACUAUCUGUGAAUACUACAUUCCUCCGAACACGAAUGUCGCAGCCUCGCAUUUGGCAAUGUACAGCUCCUCCGACAACUUUAGACUCCCCGAACGUUUCAUCCCCGAGCGCUGGCUCGGCGACCCACGCUUCGUCUCCGAUAAAUGCUCAGCUCUCCAGCCGUUCCAUGUAGGUCCAAGGGACUGCCUAGGCAAGAACAUGGCCCUCCACGAAAUGCGCCUCAUUAUCAGCAAAGUACUCUUUAACUUCAAUCUAGAAUUGCUCCCCGAAUGUCGGGAUUGGAUCGCGGAUCAGAAGAUAUACUCUUUGUGGGAAAAGACACAAUUAAUGGUUAAGAUCAAGGAUGCAGUAGUUGUUUCGACGUAA
Molecule: messenger RNA, 1410 nt
Organism: Alternaria ethzedia
Lineage: Eukaryota; Fungi; Ascomycota; Dothideomycetes; Pleosporales; Pleosporaceae
Exons: 5
Coding region: 1-1410 (469 amino acids)
Molecular function (GO): oxidoreductase activity, acting on paired donors, with incorporation or reduction of molecular oxygen; monooxygenase activity; heme binding
Source: RefSeq, a predicted model, not a curated record